AUGGAGGUGUCCGUGAUCAGAAAGGCAGAUAGCGACACAGUGGGCAAGGUCGCGCAAGCAGUGACUGAGCAGGCCCGGCAGCUGGAGACGGUGGCGAGCCAUGUGCGCGAGCACGAGGGGAAAGUGGAGGUGCUUGAAGGCCGUACAGAGACGCUGAAAGAGCAGGUCCAACACAAGGCAGAAAGUGUGAACGUGUAUAGCACGGACGGAGUCGAUGGCAUGCUGCGGGCCUUCUAUAAUCGAGAAGAAAUGGAUGCUCUUUUGUCGCGAAUUUGGUGGCGACUCGGAGAUGUCAGCAAGGCUCCCAGCAGCACCCCCAGGCCGCCAACAAGGUAA
Effrenium voratum is the source of this 336-nucleotide messenger RNA. The record is from the annotation of a GenBank genome assembly. Lineage: Eukaryota; Dinophyceae; Suessiales; Symbiodiniaceae.